GUCCCGGUGGUGUUAAAGGGUUAAAAACGAAGAAAAUCAGAGUCGCUUGAUAACGAAAGUGAAAGGUGACGGGGUUUUUGUGCAGUCACUCUGUAGAUAGCAGUCGGCGAGUAAAUGCUCCUGAAGUGCUGUUUACAUAGUAAUGAGCAAACAGAGUGAAGCUAUUAACCCGAGCAAAGACCAGUUUGACGCCGAACAGUCUGAUUUGUUCUAAUCUCUUACCAAAACAGACUAAAGAAGUUAUGGAAGAGCCAUCAGGCACAAAAGAUGACUUUGAAAUGGUCGACCAGUCAGAGACACACAUUACUGCUGAAAGUGAAACUGUUGACACUCAGAUGGAGAUGAACAGAAAUGGCGAUGGUGAAAAAGAACUAAAAUCUUCAGAAGGACAAAAGAUAAACAGAAUGGUUGAAAAACUAGAACAAUGUGAUAAUGUCUGCAAGAAAGCAGAAGGACCAGGAAGCAAAGAGGAAAAUCAAACAACAAAACAGAAAAAUCAUGAAAAUAUAACAAAUGUAUUGUCAGGAAAAAGGUUUUUUGUUCUUCUGUCUGGAAAUACACUGAACGUGCACAAGGCCAUCAUAGAUCAUCUUACAAGACAAACAUCUGACCUUCAGAACGUGUCUACAGUGGAUGAUUGUGAUUUCAUUCUGGUCUUCUGCCCUGUUGUGUCACGAGCAGGAACUGACAUUGAAGCAGCAGUGCAAAAACUUCACAGUUCCUCAGGAACCAAACCUGCAGUUCUGGUGGUGCUCCAUCACACCUUUGAUCCAGAGUGUGUUGUACCAAACAGCAGCAGAGCUGUACACAGAGAGAAUACAGUCACAGUCGACUGUCUGUUUCAUGAAGAUAAGGGAUUACUGCAGUGUCAUAAGAAUUAUGAAUCACUGACCAGAAUUACAGAAAUGAUACAAUCCCAGGCAUCAAGCUCAUGGCUAGGAUGGUGGUUUUCAGGUUCAGCCCCUAAGGAAAAAACUCAAUGUGAACAUGAAGAAGGGAUGGAUAAAAGUCAAACAGAAAGUGGAUCUGAAGGACAGGCUUCAACAUGGUGGUUUUGGCCAGGUCCAGCCCCUAAGGAAAAAACUAAAUGUGAAAAUGAAGAAGGGACGGACAAAGAUCAAACAGAAAGUGGAUCUGAAGCAUCAGUUUCAAUGUGGUGCCCUUUUUUAUCUUCAGCCAUCGAGGAAAAAAACCUCUGUGACAAUGAAGAGGGGAAUGAACAAGGUCAAACAAAAAGUCGAUCUGAAGACUACGUUAUGAUAUGUUCGGGUCAGCCAGCUUCAGCUGCUGAGAAAAAACUAUGUGGUCAUGAAAAAUGGAAGCACAAAGGUCUAACAUACAGGAAAUCUGGAGAACUAAGGUUGAUGCUGCUGGGGAGUAGAUCUGUUCAGACUGCAGUAAAAAACAUCAUUCUGGGCAGAGAGGAUAGGAAUCAGGCUGUUACACCUACAUCCACCCAGCAGAGUGAGAACACACAGGGAGAGGUGGCCGGGAGGAAGGUGAUUGUGAUGGACACUCCUGACUGGUUCUCUCCUGGAAUCUGUCUGGAGGAAAGACUAGAGAAACUAGAGAAUGUGGAUUCAUUGCUGCAUUCUCCAGGGCCUCAUGCCUUUCUCCUGGUCUUACAUGCAAAUCAGCCUACAGGAGAGAAGAAAUCAUUCAUUGAGGAAAUGGUGGAGACUUUGGGAGCAAGCUGUUGGCAAAAUACAAUGAUUAUUUUCAUUGUUUCUGAUAAACAUCAAAGAAAUAACCAAUCAGGAGACCAGGAGAUUCAGAAAAGUGGAAAGGAGGUUUUCUGUCUCAACAUUAAAGAGAGUGGAGAAUGUUCUCAGGUCGCAGAUUUGCUGGAGAAGAUAGAGAAGAUGGUGAACAGAAGAGGAGAGAAAAUCUAUAGCAGUGAUAUUUAUAAACAUACAUUGGUUCAGGUAAGAACGCUUUUGAAAAGUAUAAGAGAGAAAUUAGAGAAAUGUAAAGACCAAAUAAAAAGAGACAGCAAGGAAAAAAUGAGGAAACUUGACCUACCAGAAGAGUUACAGCAAAAAAUGGAAAUGAAAGAAAAUGUACACAUUGCUAGGACGGAGGAAGAAAGAAACAUAAUGAAAAUCAUUUUGCCUGAAAUAUGGAAAAAUAUCUUGGAAUCAAAUGUGAAGAUGCAUGAAAAGUUCAGCAGACAGGAGGAGGGGCAGACGACAUGUAAAAGACCACAUGAAGAGGAAGAUAAAAAGAUAAAAUACAGUAUAAAGAAAAAAAACAUUCAAUCUGAUUAAGGAACAGCAAGAUUUUUUUUUUUUUUUUUUUUUUUUGCAAUGCUAAAUACCUGCAUUUACAAUGAAGUCUUAUCUAUAAUAAUGCAUGCUUUACUACACAUAUCCUAUUUUUGCCAUGCCUAAAUUAGUAUAAACUUAUGAUUAAGUGAACAAUUUAAAUUACAGGAUGCUACAAGCUAGGUCCGGUGUGAUUGAUCUCUUUACAACUUUUCUGACUGUACACACACGCACAUGCCCACAAACACAUAUAUACUCACGCACUAUAAAAUAACAUACAGUAUAUAAUUUUCUUGAUUAGAUAUUGACUGGAGAAGCUGACAUUAACAUAACUGUUUGUAAAUGUUUUACGUUGAUCCUGGAAAAUUUGCAGCUAUGACAUGUACUGUGUUAUUAAUACCAGGCUUUGAAAGCAUAAUUAUCCUUCUUUAAUGUUCCUAAAUCAGUGCUAAAGUACUAUAGACCUAAUAGGUCUAUAAGUAGCACUGAUUAUCAGUUCUGAUUUUUGUGAUAUUCUGUCUAUAACAUGUAUGGUAGUUAAGUAUCGGCACUGUGUAAUGGUCAAGUUUUUUUGGGAAAUCAUGCAAAGGAUAGGUUUCGGAAAAUUACAUAUUUGGCAUUUCUUUAUUGUUAACUUCAAUAAGCUUGUGACUGCUUAUGAUUCAUAUACUGUAUAAUGUGGAUUUUAAACACUCAUAUUAAUCAUAUAAGAUUUGAAUUCUAUUAAAGUUUAUCAUAGUUGUAUGAGAAAAAAACAA
Messenger RNA from Clarias gariepinus (North African catfish), 3022 nucleotides. RefSeq lists its product as uncharacterized. Bases 243 to 2267 code for a protein of 674 amino acids. Gene Ontology annotation, molecular function: GTP binding. NCBI's taxonomy places the organism in Eukaryota, Metazoa, Chordata, Actinopteri, Siluriformes, Clariidae. The record is from RefSeq and is a predicted model, not a curated record. The transcript has 16 exons.